This is a messenger RNA of Protobothrops mucrosquamatus (brown spotted pit viper), 3321 nucleotides long. RefSeq names its product ferric chelate reductase 1 (gene FRRS1). Bases 105 to 1892 code for a protein of 595 amino acids. The record is from RefSeq and is a predicted model, not a curated record. The transcript has 16 exons. Gene Ontology annotation, molecular function: oxidoreductase activity, acting on metal ions. Lineage: Eukaryota; Metazoa; Chordata; Lepidosauria; Squamata; Viperidae.
UAGCGUUAACGUAUAGUAACUGGCUGUGUGUAGGAAGUCUUCAUUCCUUGCUUUUGUUACCGGGCAAAAGUUUGGGUGGUUGAGCUCAUGCGGUGUUUGAGAAGAUGAAGUCUUCCAGAAUAACUUUUAUUGCUUGGCUGCUCGCCUGCCUUUCUGAUCAAUCAGCUGGUUACCCAAAUGGAAAAGUAUACGAAUCCUGUGACUCCAUGUUGCCUUUUCAUGGGGAAUCGCCUCAGAAAUUUCCCAAGCACACCAUUGAGGUGAAUGUGACAGAAUUUAAGCCAGGAGAUUGUGUGAAAGUUAGUUUUUCUGGGCCUACGUUUGAAGGCUUUUUGCUACAAGCUCGCAAUGCUGACCGCUUGGAAGACCCGGCCAUUGGUUCUUUUGCAUUAGCUGAUCGGAGAAGAUCUCAGCUCCUUAAAUGUGGACACGUAAAGAACUCAGCUGUUAGUCACACCAGUAAAUCUAAGAAAAACCAUAUGGAUGCUUAUUGGAUUGCUCCUAGAGAUGCACCAAAGAAAAUACAAUUUCUACUCACAGUUGUACAAAAAUUCAGUAUCUAUUGGGUAAAAAUUCCUGGUCCUAAGAUUUCUCAGCCUAGUAUACUUCCUUCGACAUCAAUAAUGCCUUCUAAUUGGGCCAUUCCAACAUCCUUGCCUGUCUCUUCCCUAAGCCAACCAUUCAAUUCUUCAGAAUGUGGAGAUCGCAAGUUCUGUGUGAGAAAUCCAACACACUGUGACCCUAAAGCCAACAAUUGCUUCUUUGUCUCCUUCAAGCAAGAUAAUGACUCAGUAUGGAUUGAAAUGAGCGGUCCCAGUGAAGGCUAUAUUGCCUUUGCAUUAUCUCAUGAUCAAUGGAUGGGUGGUGGUGAUGAUGCAUAUCUGUGCAUUAAUAAUGAUCAUUCUGCUGACCUCAAGACAGCUUUCCUGGCUGGGCGAUCUUAUCCAGAAUUUGACUCGAAGAAUGCUUUGGAGAAUAUAUCUUGGAGACUGGCUGAUGGCCUUAUCCAGUGUUCUUUCAGAAGAAGAAUUCACCUUCCAGCUUCUACGGGAAGAUAUAAUCUGGAUGCAAACUAUUACAUAUUUCUGGCUGAUGGUGAAAUCAGUGCAGGUACAGGUGAUACAAUCUACAAACACCAGCAACAGCCUCUGAUAACAAAUGGAAAAUAUAACAUUCUAGGACCAUUAAAAGAUAUUGGAGGAUCCCGGUCUCCAUACCUGAUCAAGAUCCAUGGUGCACUAAUGUUUAUUGGAUGGAUAACUACAGUUAGCAUAGGGGUGAUCAUUGCCCGGUUUUUCAAGUCUGUCUGGCCUCAUACUCUACUGUAUGGAGAAGAGAUUUGGUUUCAGAUCCAUCGUUCCUUGAUGAUAAUAACAAUAUUGCUCACAAGUGUAUCUUUUGUUCUUCCUUUUAUAUAUCGAGGAGGCUGGAAUAAACAUGCAGGUUUUCACCCCUAUUUUGGCUGCACUGUGAUGGCUCUGGCACUUUUUCAGCCUCUUAUGGCAGCGUUCAGACCCCCUCCACACUCACCAAGAAGGCAGUAUUUCAGCUGGUUACAUUGGAGUGCUGCCACAACUGCUAGAAUAUUAGCUGUGGUAACAAUGUUCCUGGGAAUGAACUUGCCAGCUCUCAACCUUCCAGAUUCAUGGGAUACCUACGCAAUGAUUGGAUUUGUAGCCUGGCAUGUUGGGAUUGAUGUGCUUCUGGAGUUACAUGGCUACUGCCUCAUCCGCAAAGUUGAGGUGUUGGAAGAUGACAGGAUACAAUUAUUGCAGUCCAUAAAUUCUAUAGAAGCCCAGGGCCAUACAUUUAAAAAAGCAGUGCUGUUUAUCUACAUUUGUGGCAACAUAGCAUUUCUUGUCACCUUCAUCACAGCAGUUGUGCAAGUAUGAUUCCGUAAAAGCCUUGACUAUUCUAAAGAGUUUGCCACUACACUUCAAAAUAGCUUCUUGCGGGAUUUCAUAGCUGUCAACGAAACUUGUCUUUAAGAUGUGAAAACAACUUUUCAGCACACAGCCAUUGAAGAGCAAACUUUGUUGGUCUUGAUAAGAAUCUAUCUUGGGCUUCUUCCCGAGUUAACUACUUGCUUUAAUGUUGUACAUUUGUAUUCUGUAGCUUUAUCUAUUACCUGAAAACUAGGAGAGGAUCUUAUUAUGAGCCAGUGGACAAUUGUUAGUUCAUUUACUUACCUAAAGUUUGCUCCUCAGGUUCCAGGACAUACCUGUCAGAUGUGGCUGAUGUUUCACACAGCAGUAUUUUUUUUCUUGUGGUAAAUUGUGGUCUUUGGUGACCAUGUGGUCCGCAGAUGAUAGAGUAUAAUGAUGAAAGAGCCACCUCUUUUGAAUGUGAGGUGCAUACAUGCGAAAGAUAACUGCAUUGCAAUCGCAAUGCUUGUUCAUCAUCCCCACCUGCACCAAAGAUGCUGCUGCAUGUGCCUCAUGUUUCACACCUUUUGUCUUCCCUCCCUCCCACACACAGAUAAUCACUAUUUCAGUAUUAUGAAGCCCGUCUCCACGUACCGACAUUUUUUUUUACAAUUUUUUUUUUCUUGAAUUUUUUUGAAUUCAAGAUGUUUGUAAGAGGAGAAUACUCUUUUGAAGUAUUUAUUAAAGAUUUUUAGAUUGAGAUGUGCAAUGACACGUAUUGUUCCGAGAGUGAUGACAAUUGUUUGAACAUUGUUAUUUCUUGUCACUUCUAAACACUUGAAUAUGUUUGUAGACUACCUCUUUCUCUUGAAAGUAACUAGGUACUAUAUUGUCCUCUUUAGCAUGUAUUUAAUAAAUGAUGUCUAAUAUAUUGUUGCUAAAGUUAGGAUGCCCUCUAAUUGUGUCCACCCAUUGGCUACCCUUCUGCUGUAGACCCCUGGGGGGUGUUCUACAGGGUUAGAAGAACCUCUAGAGAAGAAGUCAGAUGUAUGUAGGUGAUGCUGCUAGGUUUGGAAAAGUCAGGAAUUAGAUGGAGCUGUCUAUGGAAAUAGGCUAAAAAUGUUAAUGUAAAAUUUCUGUCCACAUUUUGAAAUAGCAAUGCAAGUUACUAGAUUUCUUUGACUCUGAUCCUAAAGAGGAUCCAGUAAAAAGAAACCUUUCAACUCAGUCUUCUUUGGUGUCAGACUAUUUCCAUUACUUAUUGUGCUCCAUAAAAAUGAUGUUCGUGACCAGCAACACUGUAGUUUUAUAGAUGUAUAUUGCACACCAAUGACUUAAUAUUUUUAAUUGCAUGAAAUUCUUGUCCCAGUUUUUGAAGGGAAUUUCUUUAUAACUUCUAGACAUAUUACUAUUUGCUGCAAAUAUGUUUGCCAAUAAAGAGUUUGUUCACCUGUUA